Oldenlandia corymbosa var. corymbosa is the source of this 1635-nucleotide messenger RNA. The record is from the annotation of a GenBank genome assembly. NCBI's taxonomy places the organism in Eukaryota, Viridiplantae, Streptophyta, Magnoliopsida, Gentianales, Rubiaceae.
AUGCAACUGACGGAUUUCCAUACCCAGCUAUCUCGCGAUAAUUUGCAGUUAUCACUGUUAGGUUAUCUGAUUGAGGACUUUGAGGUAGAUGACAGAGUCAUGCAAGACUAUAUGGUAGCAAAUUGGCCAGUCAUAGCUCGUGUCCUGCAUUAUGACCACAACUUCUUCAUCUUGAAGUUUAUGAAUAGAGCUGAAAUGAUGGCUAUUCUGGAUAAUGGUCCAUAUGCUGUCAAUGAGCAUCUAGGUCUGCCUGCAUGGUGUGCCUAUCACUUCCAUGAAUUAUCGCUCCUUAGAAAAUCUAGCAAGAAGAAGCGUAGUACUCGCCUGCCUGAUUACAAAGUGGCGGCAAUGCUUGAUUUCUAUGACUCUGUGCCGGAUACCUUUAUUCAGGAUGGCUUCACUAUAUCAGAGACUGAUGAGGAAACUCCAGUUCCUUGGUACCCUUGGUCCCCGCAUAAUCCUGAUGAUCAUCAAUCGGAUGAUGCUGAUGAGAAGGACGAUGGUAAUCAAUCGGAUGAUGUGGAUCAAGAUGACAUUAAUCCUGACAAUAAUGAUAAUGAUGAUGAUUUCUCAUCUGGGGGAUCUGAUCAGUUCAUGGAUGAAAUCAAUGCUGAUAACUUUGUUGAUGAUGAUGGCCCCCCAAUCCCGGUGGAGGGUAGAACCAGUCUUUAUGCAGGAGUGGAGGUUGAUUAUUCUAGAAGUGCAGCUCCUGCGGCAGGGGAAGACACAAAUUCUUCAUUUUCUACUGACCAAAGUGAAAGUUUUCAUUCUUUCUCCUCUUACUCUUCUGAGUUUUAUCAACAUUCUGUUCAUUCCUUCCCUGAUGAUGCUAGUGAAUUCUGUAUGCCAAAUUCGUUUUAUGAGAUUCUGGAUGUUCCUCCUUCUGAUGCUAUGAUGGAAAAUCCUUCUUAUGUCCCGGAUUUUAUCAUUCCUACUGGAUCUGACUAUCCACCACAUCGAGACAUUUCUCUAGUUUCUUGUUUUUCUGGUUUUCAAUUUAGUGAUGAUUCUCAUGAUGCUACAACUGAUGAAGCUGCUAGUGAUUCUGUUUAUGUGAAUUCUGGAGUUCGGAUGAAUCUAAGACUUAGUACCAGGUACUCUGCUGGGGGUGGAGGGUUCCAACAACAUAGGCGGAUCCCUGUUAAUGCUAAAGGGCGAGGUAAUUUUAAGAAGAAAGAUUCUCGUGGAAGUUCCUCCUCUGAUUCGGCUCUACCUUCUUUGUUGGAUGAAUUCUCCCAAACUGACAGUGAUCCCGGGGAGUUUUUCAUGAAGGCUAGGAUGGCGGUUUCUGACUCAGACCUACCUGAUUCCGUGCAUACUGUUCAACAAAGCUCUCCCAACAGGCCUGCUGCACCUGGCUGGCGUAUGAAGAUUGUCGAUGAGGAUUUUGAUGAAUCUAUUGGCUUUGGCACCUCAUUGAACUCCACAUGUAGCAAAAAAAGACACUCUGAGGAUUCUCUUCCCGACUUGGAACAUUCAGAGAAGAGAAGGUCCAACACUGUGAUGCAUGAGGAGGUGCAAAAUCUCUUCAAGGAUUUGGAGAUGGCGUGGGAGGAAGGAAAACAACAUGCAACGGCACCAACCCAUCUGAAUGGUUUUGCGGGGAUUGAACCAGAUCAAUCCCCUCUGUCUUAA